AUGGCUGUUCCUUCUCCGACUUCCGAGGCUUUUUUGAACGGCGGAACUACGGCAGCAACAACCGUCAUCAAGAAUGCCAAGCACCCUGACGAUUCGCGCCGUAUCAUCGCGGCGGCCAGAGAAUAUGGAGUGCUCGAAAUUCCAAGCAGAAGCAACCGUCCUCUCAAAGUAAUUGCCAUCGGUGCUGGAGCUAGCGCGCUCAACUUCGCUCAUGAGGUCGCUACGAGUGAUCUCGACCUCGAACUUGUUUGCUAUGAGAAGAAUCCCGAGAUAGGCGGAACUUGGUACGAAAACAGAUACCCAGGCUGCGCUUGCGAUAUUCCUUCAGUCAAUUAUCAAUACUCUUGGGCUCCCGCAGUGUGGAAGUCGUACUACUCUCCCGCUCCUGACAUUUUGGCGUAUUUCAAAAAGGUGGCAGACGAUUACGGUUUGCGCAAGUACGUUCGACUAAGUCACAGGAUUGUCGGCGCAACCUGGAAUGAUCACGCUCAAGAAUGGUUCGUCCGGGUUGAAGAUCUUGCUACGGGAAACAUAUUCGAGGACAAAUGCAACGUGUUGAUCAAUGCAGCUGGUGUAUUGAACAAAUGGAAGUGGCCUGCCAUUGAAGGAAGAGAACAAUUCCAAGGCUCAAUGCUCCAUAGCGCUAAUUGGGAUGAUUCAGUUGACCUUACGGGCAAGCGAGUUGCUGUAAUUGGUGGCGGGUCUUCUGCAGUACAAAUCGUUCCCAACAUCCAGCCCAUCGUCAAGAACAUGAAAUGCUUCGUUCGAAGUACAUCAUGGGUCACUGCUGGAUUCGGUCAGCGAUUUGCCGGCAAGGACGGCGUCAACUUCGAUUAUUCUGACGAGCAGAAGAACAUCUUCCAGAACGAUCCAGUCAAAUAUCUCAAGUACCGCAAGAACAUUGAAUCAGAGCUGAAUGUUCGCUUCAAAUUCAUUCUCAACGGCUCUCCUGAACAGGCAGCAGCUCGCAAGUUUGCGGAAGCCGAGAUGCGAAGAAAGCUUGCUCCCAAGCCUGAGAUUGGUGAUUUGUUGAUUCCUAAGGACUUCGCUGUCGGAUGUCGACGACCUACUCCUGGUAAUGGAUACUUGGAAGCGCUCUGCGAAGCUAAUGUCGAGGUCAUCAGUGACACAAUCGCCAAGAUCACAUCUACAGGCAUUCAAACAGCAGAUGGCGUCGACCACGACGUCGAUAUCAUAAUCUGCGCAACAGGAUUCGACGUCAGUUGGCGCCCUGCGUAUCCGACUAUUGGCCGUCAUGCCAAAAAUCUUGCGAAGGAAUGGGAACAAAUCCCUAGCACCUACCUCUCAAUCACAGUACCCGACUUUCCAAAUUACCUUAUAUUCAAUGGACCCUUUGGCCCAUAUGGCCAUGGAAGCUUUCUGGCAAUCACCGAGACCAUCGCAAAGCACUUUAUGCAAAUGCUUAGGAAAAUGUCUGAAGAGCGCGUAUCUUCAUUCGCUCCGACUCAAGACGCUGUGAAUGACUUUGCCGAACACCGGCGCUCAUUCCUUCCUCGCACUGCUUGGACCUCACCAUGCCGUUCGUGGUUCAAACAAGGCACAGUGGAUGGUGAGCCCAUGAUGUGGCCGGGGUCCCGUAUCCACUUCUUUGAGACCUUGGAAAAGGUCCGCUGGGAGGAUUACGAUCUGAAACACGUGGAGAAAAAUCGAUUUGCCUAUCUUUCUAAUGGAUUCGCCAGCCGGGAAAGCGACGGUCGCGAUCUCAGCUGGUAUCUGGGGUUGCUAGAUGGAAAAGACACACAGCCUGAAUUUACGGAGGCAGAUGUGUUGGACUUUUUGAUGAAGGAUGUUUGA
Messenger RNA from Aureobasidium pullulans EXF-150, 1815 nucleotides. Its product is annotated as steroid monooxygenase. Bases 1 to 1815 code for a protein of 604 amino acids. The transcript is spliced from 4 exons. Gene Ontology annotation, molecular function: NADP binding; N,N-dimethylaniline monooxygenase activity; flavin adenine dinucleotide binding. The record is from RefSeq and is a predicted model, not a curated record. Lineage: Eukaryota; Fungi; Ascomycota; Dothideomycetes; Dothideales; Saccotheciaceae.